Spirometra erinaceieuropaei is the source of this 438-nucleotide messenger RNA. NCBI's taxonomy places the organism in Eukaryota, Metazoa, Platyhelminthes, Cestoda, Diphyllobothriidea, Diphyllobothriidae. The record is from the annotation of a GenBank genome assembly.
AUGCACCUCAAUGGCGGACACGGACAACACAGCUUGUCUGGAGAGAGCGCUCGCGGCGACUGCUUUCAGAGCCUUUACGCACCCACUUCCUCAGCAGUAAAGGUUGUCCAACCCAAUCCGUCAUUCGUGACUUCUAAUUUGGGAAUCUUUGUCUGUCGGCUACAACACUUCCGACCCAUUCACCUUACACAUCGGCCUAGUCGGUCACAUGGGAAUCCAUCCCACAGAGACUGGCAAACUAGUGCCUGUAGUAUCAACUUAACCUCAUCGCAUCCGCCUCAACUGCCCUCACUGCCCCCGCACAUUCGCUACUACUACUACUACUACUACUACUACUACUACUACUACUACUACUACUACUACCGCUACUACUACUACUACUACUACUACUACCGCUACUACUACUACUACUACUACUACUACUACCACUACUACUAA